This is a messenger RNA of Echinops telfairi (small Madagascar hedgehog), 3633 nucleotides long. It is a transcript of the gene NFKB1, whose product is annotated as nuclear factor kappa B subunit 1. Gene Ontology annotation, molecular function: RNA polymerase II cis-regulatory region sequence-specific DNA binding; DNA-binding transcription factor activity, RNA polymerase II-specific; protein binding. Gene Ontology annotation, cellular component: cytoplasm. Bases 25 to 2931 code for a protein of 968 amino acids. NCBI's taxonomy places the organism in Eukaryota, Metazoa, Chordata, Mammalia, Afrosoricida, Tenrecidae. The record is from RefSeq and is a predicted model, not a curated record. Gene Ontology annotation, biological process: response to cytokine; cellular response to stress; inflammatory response. The transcript is spliced from 24 exons.
AAGAGGGAGAGGAAAAGCUCCAGAAUGGCAGAAGACGAUCCAUACAUGGUAGGGCACGAACGAAUGUUUCACCUGGAUCCAUUGAACCAUACAAUGUUUAAUCCAGAAUUAUUUCAACCAGAAAUGCCACUGCCAACAGCAGAUGGCCCAUACCUUCAAAUAUUAGAGCAACCUAAACAGAGAGGAUUUCGUUUCCGUUAUGUAUGUGAAGGACCAUCCCACGGUGGGCUUCCUGGUGCAUCUAGCGAAAAGAACAAGAAAUCCUACCCUCAGGUCAAAAUCUGCAACUACGUGGGGCCUGCAAAGGUUAUAGUCCAGCUGGUCACAAACGGAAAGAGCAUCCACCUGCACGCGCACAGCCUGGUGGGGAAGCACUGUGAGGACGGGAUCUGCACUGUGGCUGCUGGACCCAAGGACAUGGUGGUCGGCUUUGCAAACUUGGGUAUACUUCAUGUGACAAAGAAAAAAGUAUUCGAAACACUGGAAGCACGAAUGACGGAAGCUUGUAUAAGGGGCUAUAACCCUGGACUUUUAGUGCAUCCUGAUCUUGCCUAUUUGCAAGCAGAAGGUGGAGGAGACAGGCAACUUACAGAUGGAGAGAAGGAGAUGAUCCGCCAGGCCGCUCUUCAUCAGACCAAAGAGAUGGACCUCAGCGUGGUCCGGCUCAUGUUUACAGCUUUCCUUCCAGACAGCACCGGCAGCUUCACCAGGCGCCUGGAACCCGUGGUGUCAGAUGCCAUCUACGACAGCAAAGCCCCCAAUGCAUCCAAUUUGAAAAUUGUACGAAUGGACAGGACCGCAGGAUGUGUCACUGGAGGAGAAGAGAUUUAUCUUCUCUGCGACAAGGUUCAGAAAGAUGACAUCCAGAUCCGGUUUUAUGAAGAGGAGGAAAACGGAGGCCUCUGGGAAGGGUUUGGAGACUUUUCUCCCACGGACGUUCAUAGACAGUUUGCCAUUGUCUUCAAAACUCCAAAGUAUAAAGACAUCAACAUUACAAAACCUGCCUCUGUGUUCGUCCAACUUCGAAGGAAAUCUGAUUUGGAAACGAGUGAACCCAAACCUUUUCUCUACUACCCUGAAAUCAAAGAUAAAGAGGAAGUGCAGAGGAAACGGCAGAAGCUCAUGCCCAAUUUUUCGGAUAGUUUCGGUGGUGGUAGCGGUGCUGGAGCUGGAGGUGGAGGCAUGUUUGGUAGUGGCGGUGGAGGAGGGGGCACUGGAAGUACUGGACCAGGAUAUGGCUUCCCGGCCUAUGGAUUCCCUCCAUACAGUGGAAUCACCUUCCAUUCUGGAACCACUAAAUCUAACGCUGGGAUGAAGCACGGACCCAUAGGCACCCCCUCUAAAAAUGGCCAUGAAGGUUGUGAUGAAAAAGAAAAUCUUUCUGGGAAAGUCAUCGAAACCACAGAGCAAGAUAAGGAGUCCAGCAAAGGGACUGCUGGGGUGACGCUGGCGUAUACAGUCGAUGUAAAGGAUGAGAACUGUAGGUUUCAGGACAACCUCUUUCUGGAGAAAGCUAUGCAACUUGCCAAGCGGCACGCCAAUGCCCUUUUUGACUAUGCGGUAACAGGAGACGUGAAGAUGCUGCUGGCUGUCCAGCGCCAUCUUACUGCCGUGCAGGACGAAAAUGGGGACAGCGUCUUACACUUGGCAAUCAUCCACCUGCAUGCUCAGCUCGUGAGGGAUCUGCUCGAAGUCACAGCAGGUUUGGUUUCUGAGGACAUCAUCGACAUGAGAAAUGACCUUUACCAGACGCCCUUGCACUUAGCAGUGAUCACCAAGCAAGAAGAUGUGGUGGAGGACUUAUUGAGGGCUGGGGCUGACCUGAGUCUUCUGGACCGCUUGGGUAACUCUGUUUUACACCUUGCUGCCAAAGAAGGGCAUGAUCAAAUUCUCAGUAUCUUACUCCAGCACCGAAAGGCUGCGCUACUGAUCAACCACCCCAACGGGGAAGGUCUGAACGCCAUUCACCUAGCCAUGAUGAGCAACAGCAUGCCCUGUCUGAGGCUGCUGGUGGCUGCGGGUGCAGAUGUGGACGCUCAGGAGCAGAAGUCCGGGCGCACAGCACUGCACCUGGCUGUGGAGCACGACAACAUCUCCUUGGCGGGCUGCCUGCUCCUGGAGGGUGAUGCCCAGGUCGACAGUACCACCUUUGAUGGAACUACACCCUUGCACAUAGCGGCCGGCAGAGGGUCCACCAGGCUGGCAGCUCUUCUCAAAGCAGCAGGAGCAGACCCUCUUGUGGAGAACUUUGAGCCUCUCUAUGACCUGGAGGACUCGUGGGAAAGGGAUGGAGAGGAUGAAGGGGUCGUGCCCGGAACUACACCUUUAGAUAUGGCUGCCAACUGGCAGGUUUUUGACAUAUUAAAUGGGAAACCAUAUGAGUCAGAGUUUACAUCUGAUGAUUUACUGGCACAAGGAGACAUGAAACAGCUGACCGAAGGUGCAAAGCUGCAGCUCUACAAGUUGCUGGAAAUUCCAGAUCCAGACAAAAACUGGGCCACCUUGGCACAGAAAUUAGGUCUGGGGAUACUUAACAAUGCCUUCCGGCUGAGCCCUGCUCCUUCGAAAACUCUCAUGGAUAACUACGAGGUGUCGGGAGGGACGGUGCAGGAGCUGCUGGAGGCCCUCAAGCAGAUGGGCUACACGGAAGCCAUUGAUGUCAUCCAGGCGGCUUUCUACAGCUCCGGCAGGGCGACCCCCAGCUCCAGGAAGACGCCCUCGCAGACCCGCUCGCCACCUCUCUCGCCUUCCGCCACCAGGCAGCACCUAGAUGAGCUCCGGGACAACGAAAGCAUCUGUGACAGCGGCGUGGAGACCUCCUUCCACAAGCUCAGCUUCUCGGAAUCUCUGGCCGGCAGCAGCUCAGUGCUAACUCUGAACAAACUGCCCCGUGAUCAUGGGCAGCAAGGCUCGAUAGAAGGCAACGUGUAACCGGCGGCGGCGGCGGCGAUGUCGACACGGUGCAAACCAAAGCAAUUCCACUGCGUUGUCCGCGAGCAGGAACUGCAAGUGCAUCCAGAGGUGCUCAGAGGGAAGCCAGCCAGCCCGAAUCGCUCUGGAUCUCAUUCAAGAACACAUUCUAAAUGGGCUUCCUUUCUUGGUUCUUCCCUGAUCCGUAAUUCAGUUCGCUUCCAGGUAGUCCGUCUCUAGCAAGCGCAGCGCUCAGCUGGGCGGAAGCAUCGUUGGGGAGGAGAUGGCUUCGUGAGCUUUCACAAGCUGCCCCUGGAUUCCAUUUGCUUCCUGUCGUCAUCGCUGCUGCCCCCUGCUGCAUCCCCACUGUCAUUACAAGGUGUCAGAGUCCCCACGCAGAGCCCUCCCUAGCGGUCCGCAGGACAGUUGUGCAUCCAGAUUAAGGAUAAAAGGGAUAUUUUUUAAGUGGCAGUCACUCGGUGAACAAUUAAAAAGGCUUUCUGCUUUUCCCAAUGUGGUUAUCUCGGUGAUUUCGAAAAAUGUACAUGUCAAUAUUUAAACAUGGUUACAAUCAGUGCUGAAAAUGGUCUCUAUCCCUUUUCUGCAUUUUGCUAUUGUAAAUAUGUUUUUUAGAUCAAAUACUUUAAGGAGAAAUGUUGGAUUUAUAAAUGCUAUUUUUUAUUUUACUUUUAUAAUAAAAGGAAAAGCAAAUUGUUGACCUCA